Messenger RNA from Myzus persicae (green peach aphid), 3170 nucleotides. RefSeq names its product probable serine/threonine-protein kinase nek3. Gene Ontology annotation, molecular function: protein kinase binding. Gene Ontology annotation, biological process: neuromuscular junction development; positive regulation of protein tyrosine kinase activity. The transcript is spliced from 14 exons. Lineage: Eukaryota; Metazoa; Arthropoda; Insecta; Hemiptera; Aphididae. The record is from RefSeq and is a predicted model, not a curated record. The annotation marks the transcript as partial.
AUUGUCUACAUUUGCAACUAUACAGGGACAGUAAAGACCGAUACAAGCAUGGCCAGACGAAGGCUUCGUUAUCUUUACAACACUUCUUAGGAGUAGAGUCUGGAUUUACACUGGACAAAGAAUCCAACACGAUAGCUAUUAUUUGCCAAGACGUCACUGUUGUACUAGCGUUCGAUACCCGAGAAAGACUGAUCCAGUGGCAAGUUAAGAUAUCUUCAAACUUGGGAGAUGACCAACAGUUUUUGAUUCAAAUAUCAUCCUGUCCUCCCAAGUCUAAAAUAUCCGCAGGACCUGCCAGAUUACACAUACAAGACUUGAGGUUCUCUAUGACGACUGGAGUUCCCCCAAGAUUAGCUGGUGUUUGGGAGCUUCGACAUUUGAGAAAAUAUGGAGUUAUUGAAAACCGAUUUUGCUACGAGGGAGGUUCGAGGUGUGGAAAAGGUGAAGGCUUAUUUGUGUGUUUUACCGACCAGGGAGACGACAUAACUAGAUGCAUGAACUUAGCGGCAGAAAGCAAGCUGGCUUCUAGAAAGAGGUUGCUCUCUAGAAAUAUGUCGGUUUUAGAAAGUCCGUCUAGAAGAGGUCUCUUGUCUCGCUUAGAUUCUAGAGCUUCCGAGUACGGUGCUGAUCAAAGUUCGUUCAAUCAACAUUCUCACGACAGAAGUAGUGAAGACAACAUGUGUUGGCCAUCUAACGAAAGUCGACUAGAUAAUUCGGACUUUGGAGACACGGCAUCUGUUGGAGAUUUUCAAGAUCAAAACUUACAGGAGUGCACAUGGACCCCAGAAACAGCUUUGGAACGAUGUGCCAGCUGUAUAAGUAAACUUGGAGCUUUGUCUCGUUCUUCGACCAUGGCUAAUACCCCUGGAAGCAUGGGCUUUAAUCCUGCGUGGACUAUGGACAACAAUGUAUCGUCGCUGAAUUACAUACCAGAAAUGAAUAACGGACAUCAGUGUUGCGGAUAUAUGUCAUCUCAGAGUAGCAGCAGUGGCGGAAGCGCCGGAUGCAGCUCUGUGUGUGGUACAGAGUACUCUGUACCUAGAAAAGUAUGCGGCUCCGUGACUGACAAAAUGAACAAAAUUCAAUCUGAUACGUGUGCGCCGAACAGACCACCGAAACCAGUACACCUGAAGCCGGAAACUAGUACUCCUGUUAAAAAGGCUCCGAUGCCUUUACCUCAGCAAGAUACCAUGUGCGUAUGCCGGUGCACUACUUCAGAAAAAUCUCGACAAUCCUACCUCAAUAACUACGACACUCCAAAGAUUGUAUGCACAAACACGAAACAGAAUAAACCAUACUCGUCCAUACAAGAUGAAUACUACGACACGCCGAGGAACAUCAAGUCCUCGUUGGAAGUCAACCCCUACGGCAAUUACGAUACGCCUCCGUCGCCCGUGGCCGUUCAUAAAAAAUCCAAUGCCGGGACGCCGAAACAAGCAGACAGCCCUCAGUGCACCGGAAUGUGUCCUUGCCAGCGAGCCAUGACAUGUUGGUCUCAUAAUAACUGGAUGACGAUGCCUCCUCGCUGCAGACGAAGUAAUCUUCAAACCGACAAUCAGACAUCAAAUUGUACCAACAACUGCCAACACAACGGGGCAAUUUAUGCGACCGUGGACGUUUCGAAGAAAAAGAAGCACGCAGAACCACUUCCACCCCCGUCGUCGAGCAACUACAUGAACUUGGAACCUCCUGCCGGUGGUGGUAGUCAACAGCAGCAACCGACAACAGCCCGAAACGGCCGGAAACCGACCGAAAAUUACAUGAACUUGGAGUUUAGUGAAUCGCUUUGCCACUACGAGAACGCCAAAAACGUGUUGACGAAGGCGGGACUGUCAAACGCCUGCGACAAGUGCGGUCAUCAGAAGCGUUGUUCGGGCGGCGGCGCCGACGAAAAGGGUGACUACAUGACAAUGGAACCGGUCAACGGUCGAAUGGUGGAACCGAAGAGAAACCAGUUCCCCGGUUACCUGCCCAUGUGUCCGACGGCGACUGGUAACAAUAAUAACAACAGCAACAACAACAACAACAACAACAACAACAACAGUAGCAGUAGCAGUGGAAACAACAAGCAGCAGGACAUGUUGAAGAACAUAAUGAACAGGGGCUUGGCCGAAAAGUCGGCAAGCAUACCCAGCCUGAACGAGUACAAGUCGACAGCGGCCACGGCGAACGGCAACGACUGGAAAAACGUUGGCGGGGCGGCGGACGAUCCUCAUCGAAGGCGGUCCAGUUCGGCUGACUCGUCGAGGUGCGACGACGACGGAUUGACGUCGGGCAUGGGCGCCGACCGGUCGAGCAGGGGCGCUGGUUGUUCGGAUCACACUUCGUCGGCCGAGAGCAUGACCAGCCAGAUCGCCAAACGUCCCACGGACGCCACCUCGGCGGGCGCCACGUCCACUGCCUCAACGGUGUCUGACGGUAGCGUGGCCGCGGACGACCAACAGACCGCCCUGGUACACAUCCGACGGUCGUCGAGCGUGCCGUGUAAGAACAACCGCGACUCGUCCAGCUCCAACGACUCGGGCGUGUCCACCGGUUCGCUACGUUACCGGGGAGCCGACUUUGCCGAGUUCGAGUUGCCGCUGACCACGGCCAUGUCGACGAUGCGACACAGGCGCACCGUGGCCGCGGCCACUGCUGCCGCGGGCACCGGUUCCGCGACCGGUUCUAUCGACUGCGGCGGCCGCGUGACGGUAACCGGUUGCGUUCACGGUUCGCUUCCCAGGCGUUCCAAGUCCACAGACCGGCUCAAGGAGCUCAGUUUCAGGUUUCAAAAGUUCGCAGGCACCAUGAAAUCUUCAUCGGCCGGUGCCGAAGUGCCCGUGUGCUUGAAAAAAGAUAAAGGGUUUAACGUGCACGUGGAAGGAAACGCGGGUGUACCGUUUUUGGACUCGCAGAGCACAAGCAGCUACACGUCGGACAUGAGUGACUACAUAGAGACGCUGUCGUUGUCCUCGCACAGUUCGUCGGACACCACCAACAACGAAAACCCGAGGUGCGGUAGAACAGCGAAAACCACAUUGAAACCGCGGUCCGGCAAGGAAUACCAUCAGAUCGGAUUUUUUCUGGACGGUGACCUGAAGGUUAAAUCCGACAUACCGCCAGUCCCUGAAAAGACGGAAACCCCUUCUCCCAGGUAUGCUGCAGCCCAAGAAAGCAACGUCGUCUGA